AUGGUAGUCAUCGUCACGGAUCUCGACUCCUUCCCGGUCGAAGUGAACCUUUCAAGUACAGUCAAGGACCUCAGUGAGCAGGUCCAAGAUGUAGUGAGUCAUAGAGCAUAUAACGCGCUCUACCUCUCGUGACACUGCUCACGCAUCAGCUUGUCCGACGUGCGUCCAGAUAGGCAUCCCCGCCGAAGAACAGGCUGUACUACUCGAUGGUCGGCCCCUGGAUCCCACGAAGAAGCUGAACAGCUAUGAGUCACAAGGACUCAAUCAGGACUCCUUACUCGUGAUUGGCAAGAAUCCCACGGGACAGGCCAGCAGCAGUGGAGCAGCUGGUCAAAGGGGAGGUCAGAGCCAAGCAGGUGCGGGAGGAGAGUGAGUGCCAUGAGAUCAAGAAAACGUGCUGAUGACUACAUCAUAGGUAUAGCUUAAAAUCCGUCAGUCUUGCUAUGUGACUCACGCUGAUUGACCUUUGUUGUUCACAGGAGUGAGGAGCAAUUUGCAGAGCAAUUGCGUCAACAAGUCUUGAGCAACUCUCAUAUGAGGGAACAGGUCAAACAAGUAAGAAGCAGUUUAGAUGAGGGCUUUCGUAUCGGAAGCUAUCUGUAUGCUCAAAGGUCUAUCUUUUUCUCUCUCUACAGACUUCACCCGAUCUUCACGCCGCUCUCGAGUCGCCCGCCGAGUUUCUACGCCAAUUGCGGCGAGAGCGCCAAAAAGCAGAUGAGGCGGCACGCCGGCAGCAGCAGGCCGAGAUGGAGCUAGCAGCAGCAGACGAGUUUGAUGUGGAGGCUCAAGCGAAGAUAGAAGAGGCCAUCCGCCAACAGCAAGUCUACGAGAACCUCGAAUCGGCCAUGGAGAAUAUGCCAGAAGCUUUUGGGAGCGUCAACAUGCUCUACGUUCAGGCUGAAAUCAAUGGAACACCGCUGAAGGCCUUUGUGGACAGCGGCGCUCAGAUGACGAUCAUGAGCCCAGAAUGUGCCGAGAAGUGCGGGAUUAAGAGGUUACUGGACACCAGGUUCUCAGGCAUCGCGCGGGGUGUUGGAACAGCCAAGAUUCUGGGUCGUAUUCAUUCAGCACAGGUGAGCUGGACGAGGAGCAUCACAACAUCAAGCGUUUGCAUUUGAUGAAGCUAAAGCGUCGUCAUCCCCAUUCACAGAUGAAGUUGGAAGACUUGUACCUGCCUGUCUCACUCACUGUCAUCGAGGGGAAGGACGUGGAUCUGCUCUUCGGUCUAGGUGAGUUAAGCUAGUGCAGGUUCCAAGGUGCACGGUGCUGAGCGUACCAAUGCGACUCGAUCCAUACUAUGCACAGAUAUGCUCAAGCGUUACCAAGCCAGCAUAGACCUUGGACAGAACGCACUAAUCAUCAAUGGCGUACGUCCGGCUGCCUCGGGAUCGAGCGCUAAGGAGCACCUUACUUAAUUCGAGCACUGUCUUUCAAUUGCAGCGCAAAAUCCGGUUCUUGGACGAACAUGAGGUGAGGCAGCAACGAGCGGACGCUCUCCUUCCGAGAGGCUGACUUGAGCUUGUCGUCUUCAGCUUCCCAAGAAUGCCCGUCUCUUUGCAGAGGAGCAAGAGUCUGAGGCGAGCGCAGCAGGGAGAAGUGUCGAUGGCACUUCAGCGUCCGCGCCUGGUACUCGCCCUACUCCACCACAAUUUCCUGGAAGCGGAGCUACCCUUGGGUCUCAGCCCGUCUCAGGCGUAGGGCUUUCAUCUGCCACCUCAGGCAGUACAAACGCACUUUCGAGCACCCAAGCUGCCGCGUCUUCAGCCUCCGCACCUUCUGCGACUCCUGCUUCCGGAAAUGCGGGAGCCAAGUGGCCCGCCGAGUCAAUUCAAGCUCUGAAAGACCUUGGCGCAACAGAUCAACAGGCCGUGGCUUUGCUCGAUGCCGCUGGAGGCAACGUCGAUGCUGCUGCUAGCUUCUUGUUUCAGUAG
This is a messenger RNA of Ceraceosorus bombacis, 1931 nucleotides long. The record is from the annotation of a GenBank genome assembly. NCBI's taxonomy places the organism in Eukaryota, Fungi, Basidiomycota, Exobasidiomycetes, Ceraceosorales, Ceraceosoraceae.